AUGGACGAAGAGAGCUCACUUCUCUCCCCUCCCUCUCUGAAAUUCGACCACUGGGACGAUGCAAUUCAUGGCUACAGAGAGACGGAGCGUCUGAGGUGGGCUCCGCCGUGUGAGGAGAUCCUGAACCGUGUCCGGUCUGUGGCGUUUCCUCGGGGCGCUCCUCUUCUGGGGCCCGUGCACGUUCUGGAUUUGGACAAAGCUGGCUACAUCAAGCCCCACGUCGACAGCGUCAAGUUUUGUGGCAGCACCAUUGCUGGUUUGAGUCUUUUAUCUGACAGCAUCAUGCGUUUAGUAAAGGAGAAUGAGCCAAGUGAAUGGCUGGAUCUGCUGCUGACUCGUCGCUCCCUCUACAUACUGAGGGACCAGGCCAGAUAUGACUUCACUCAUGAGGUCCUUAAAGAUGAAGAGUCAGUUUUCAACGGACACAGGGUGCMGCGGCAGCGCCGGAUCUCCAUUAUCUGUCGUAACCUUCCAGGCUAAUGCGUUCAUGCUCUUCGUUAGAAUAAGAGCAUAAUGUAGACAGUUAAAGAAAAUCUUACCAGAUAAUAUUGGGAUAUCAAAACCAAAACAAUCUGCUUUGACUGAGUUGGUAURAAAUUGUAUUUAUAUAACACCAUCAUUCUGAUGUGUUUUUCUCUUUCUGUAUAAUACAGACACUCUUUUGGAAGUAUUGAAACAACUUUUCAUCUAAAAGUAAUGUUUAAAUGAAAAUUUUAAUAUUGACUUCCAAAAUUUAAUUAUUUUAAAACAAUAAAUGUUGAAAGACCGUAAUCCAGCUGUAUUAUUUUUUUUAAAUAACUUGGUUGAACGGUGUAUAAAGUAGCUUAUAUAUAAAAGCUACUUUUGCAUAUAUACACACAGUGUAUAUAGACACACAG
This is a messenger RNA of Poecilia reticulata (guppy), 878 nucleotides long. It is a transcript of the gene alkbh7, whose product is annotated as alkB homolog 7, RNA demethylase. Lineage: Eukaryota; Metazoa; Chordata; Actinopteri; Cyprinodontiformes; Poeciliidae. The record is from RefSeq and is a predicted model, not a curated record. Gene Ontology annotation, cellular component: mitochondrial matrix. Gene Ontology annotation, biological process: fatty acid metabolic process; DNA damage response.